Myotis davidii is the source of this 2225-nucleotide messenger RNA. RefSeq names its product uridine phosphorylase 2 (gene UPP2). NCBI's taxonomy places the organism in Eukaryota, Metazoa, Chordata, Mammalia, Chiroptera, Vespertilionidae. The record is from RefSeq and is a predicted model, not a curated record. Gene Ontology annotation, biological process: uridine catabolic process; nucleotide catabolic process. Gene Ontology annotation, cellular component: cytoplasm; cytosol. Gene Ontology annotation, molecular function: uridine phosphorylase activity.
CUCCAACAGCUGCUCCAUUGGAUUUCACGGGCAGCCUGCGGUUUUUAGCUUAAUGAAGCUCUGGGAAACAGAUUUGUUUAAUUAUCAGACCUUCUGUGUGAAUUUGAACGGGCAGAGUUCAGAUGAAGAGGCACUCUGGGGGCAUGACUUUGCAUGUUUGUCUCACUUGUGAACAUAGAAUGAAAACAAGUUGAUGAGGGGUAGGAUGGGGUGAGAAAACAAAAUGUUUGGGAACUGAAAGUUCUCCCUUGUACUGGGCACAUUUUUGAGACAACAUGGUGGAGUUCCUGUGGAGGACGUGGAUCCACAUACAGUUGUCUCAAAUGUGACUAUCCGCACACCACAAAGUAUGGCUUCGAUUUUACCUGCUUCCAAAAAACCCAUGAGAUCUGAGCAGAAUACAUACGUUGGAAAAAGUUUUGUUCAUGUUAAAAAUCUUUACCUGGAUUCUAUGGAUGAAGACAUUCUCUAUCACUUGGAUUUAGGAACAAAAACACACAACCUACCAGCAAUGUUUGAGGAUGUAAAGUUCGUUUGUCUCGUUGGUGGGAGCCCCAACAGGAUGAACGCAUUUGCACUGUUUAUGCAUAAGGAGCUCAGGUUGCAGGACAGCGGGGAGGACAGAAAGGAUUGUGCGGGGACAGACAGAUACUGUAUGUACAAAAUCGGUCCCGUGCUCUCCAUCAGCCAUGGCAUGGGGAUCCCCUCCAUUUCGAUCAUGCUGCAUGAACUCAUCAAAUUACUGCACCAUGCCCAGUGCUGUGAUGUCACCAUGAUCAGAAUGGGUACAUCAGGGGGAAUAGGGGUCGCACCGGGGUCUGUUGUAAUAACAGACACAGCUGUGGACCACUCCUUCUUCAAGCCCAGAUUUGAACAGGUUGUCUUGGACAACGUUGUCACCCAAAGUACUGAACUUGACAAGGAACUGGCGGAGGAACUAUUCAACUGCAGCAGAGAAAUUCCCAACUUCCCAACCCACACUGGACAUACGAUGUGUACAUAUGAUUUUUAUGAAGGCCAGGGUCGACUAGAUGGAGCCCUGUGCAGCUUUUCCAGAGAGAAAAAGGCAGAUUACUCGAAGAGAGCACAGAUAGUUGCUGUCAGGAAUAUUGAGAUGGAAUCUACAGUGUUUGCAACCAUGUGUAGACGCUGUGGUCUGAAAGCUGCUGCGGUCUGUGUGACACUCCUGGACAGACUUGAAUGUGACCAGAUCAACUUGCCCCAUGAUAUCCUGGUGGAGUACCAGCCACGGCCCCAGCUCCUAAUCUCCAACUUCAUCAAACAGCGGGUUGGACUGCAUGACCAGCCAUCAUAACUGGGUAGCCCAACUCUUCCCUGCAAGUUCAAGUUGUCAUGUUGACAUUACAUAUCAUUUGUGGCAUUUUCAUAGAGUUCUCAUCCACAUGCUAAAAUCAUAAUAGAGUGAUUUUAUAAAAACCCCUUUCUCCUAAAAAAAAUGAAUUUAUUUUACAAGAAUUUAAUACAUUCAUUAAGUUCAGAUUUUAUUUUAGAAGUCAGUAUAAUAAUUAAACAUUUAAAACUCCUGAACUGUGACAUUUGGAGUUUCAUAUGCAGCAUUAAUUAAGCUCAUAUCAAAAUAGAUCAGCCAUUUGUAGACACGGUUCCCGGUCACUGUUUCGGAAACCCAUCCAGAAAUUCAUGAUAGAAUGUUGUCAGGCACCAUCGGUAUUGGUCAAGUGACAGGAAUAGAUCAUGCACACUCAAAAUAUUUACAGAAAAAACUGUGCAUGUAAGAUAGGUCUACAUUAAAAAGCAACCCUUUGGGAAAUAUGACCAUACUUCUUUCUCCCCUUGCGUGAUCUCAGCACACCACAGAGUAGGAUUAGAGGCUUACAUUUGCCUAUGUUUGUGGUUUUCUCAUGAAAUAUAAUCACGUUUAUUUUCAAGUGAAAACCCUCAGUAAUGCAAAGAUUCUCAUUUUUCUUCAGAAAUCACAAAUGAUUCGACCAUCUUCUAACAAUUUUUUUCCUUUGAAGGAGAUAUAUUUUGAGGAGGUUGUAUUUUUUAUGUUAUUUCCAUAUUUACCUAAUAAAUGGAGGAAUUAGUCACAACUGACUUUAGACUUGAGUUCAAAAUGUUAAAGCCUUCCUUUUGUGUGACUUUGAAGCAGGUCCUGCCCACACCCUGCCUGUCCUCCUAUUCAGUUAGACCCUCUGGGAGGCAGAGUCCCAUGGGCUCUGAGUUGAUGCUCCUGGAGGGAGGGG